AUGUCUCCCGUUACGGUUCAAUGGCAGCGUGCAGUCGUCCUUCACGGUCCUAAGGACCUUCGUCUCGAAGAACGCGCGUUCUGGCCUCCACAUUACAACCAUGUGCAAGUAGCAGUACAGUCAACCGGAUUGUGCGGAAGUGACUUGCACUAUUAUCUAGAAGGUCGCAAUGGUGAUUUUGCACUCCAAGCACCUCUCGUCCUCGGCCAUGAAUCAGCAGGUGUGAUUACUGCUGUCGGUCCGGGUGUGAAAAAUCUAGUUAUUGGCCAACGCGUUGCAAUAGAGGCCGGCAUCAUGUGCAAACAGUGCAAUUAUUGCCAGGCUGGCCGUUACAAUCUGUGUAAGGGCAUGCGUUUUGCCAGUAGCGCAAAAACCUUCCCUCAUCUUGACGGGACCCUACAAGACCGGAUGAAUCAUCCGACGCACGUUAUUCAUCCACUCCCUGAUAACUGCAGCUUCGAACAAGCCGCCUUGGCUGAGCCGCUGUCAGUUUUGAUACACGCUGCUAGACGAGUCAACCUCGCUUCAGGUCAGCGUGUUCUCGUGUUCGGUGUGGGUACCAUUGGUAUCCUCGCUUGUGCACUAGCCAAUGCGUAUGGUGCCUCUCGGGUCGUUGCCAUUGACAUUAACCAGGCGCGACUGAACUUUGCGAAGUCGCACGGUUUCGCUUCACAAACGCACUGCUUGCCCAUGGUCGAUAAGGCUAAAACGACCGAUGAGCAGCUUCGACGUGCAAAAGACAAUGUCUCAACUGCAUUGUCUAAAUUCAACGAGCCUGAGGGCUUUGACGUCGUCUUCGAAUGUACGGGCGCUGAACCCUGCAUUCAGAUGUCGAUUCACGCUGCUGUUACGGGUGGCAAAGUCAUGCUGGUUGGAAUGGGGUCACAGAACGUCAUGCUUCCGCUCUCCGCGGCAGCCCUGCGUGAAGUAGACAUUCAAGGGUCCUUCCGUUACGCCAACACGUACCCUGAAGCUCUCAAGUUGCUUGGAUCGGGCAAACUCCGCAACGUCGAAAAACUUAUUACACACCGCAUUCCCCUGGAAGAUACUCCUCGAGCUUUUGAAUUAAUGGCUCGUGGCAAAGACGAGGAUGGAAACAUGGUUAUCAAGAUUGUAAUUGGGCCUUCAUCAUCAUGA
This is a messenger RNA of Suillus subaureus, 1137 nucleotides long. Its product is annotated as chaperonin 10-like protein. NCBI's taxonomy places the organism in Eukaryota, Fungi, Basidiomycota, Agaricomycetes, Boletales, Suillaceae. The record is from RefSeq and is a predicted model, not a curated record. Gene Ontology annotation, biological process: D-sorbitol catabolic process. The coding region runs from base 1 to 1137 and encodes 378 amino acids. Gene Ontology annotation, molecular function: L-iditol 2-dehydrogenase (NAD+) activity; zinc ion binding. The transcript has 4 exons.